CUCAGUGUUGGUGCUAAUGGGACCAGUGCCGAUCUCUUUUUCGGCAGCCGUGGAUUUGGACAGUCGAAUUCGCUGCCUACAGCUGGAUCUGUAGGGGCCGCCAUCGCCAGGAGAAACCCGCGGCAGUUCCCGAUCCCGUCCCGCAACCUGCCCAGCUCCCGACUCGGAUUGCUGGGACCGAGCGGCCUGCUGGGGGCGACGCAGAGGGCGGCGUCCAGCAACCCGGCAUUGCUGAAACAAGGCAGGCAGAGUUUGUGGUUCGCUAACCCCGGAGGAAGCAACAGCAUGCCGAGCCGAUCCCACAGCUCUGUACAGAGAACCCGAUCACUGCCCGUCCACACCUCCCCGCAGACCAUGCUCAUGUUCCAACAGCCAGAUUUUCAGGUACCGGCAACAGAGCCAGAUAUCAAUAACCGGCUGGAAUCGUUGUGUCUGAGUAUGACGGAGCAUGCCUUGGGUGACGGCGUAGACAAGACCUCUACAAUCUAGGAGCAGAACAGUAUUUUGUGGCAGCGCUGGACGUAGCACACAGAACUGCUGGUCCGGUGUCUGGAAUUGCUGACUUUCUCUCCUCCCCCAGAUGUGCUAAACACAGUUUUGCCUUUUUUUUUUUUUUUGAUUAUUGUACCAAGAAGAGAAGAAAAAUGGAAAACGCCUAAGCUGUGCUUGCAAAAAAUGUAUAUUGUUAUUUUAUGGAGCGAAAAGUGAACUUUGAUGAUCGGUUUCCUGAAUGAAAAGCUUUAUGUUCGGAGCGGGAAACGCAUGACUGGAUGUGGACUGCCAGUGGGCACCGGCAUGUCUGGCCCAUUAACCGGGGGAUGAGACAUGUGACCAAACAAUGGCAUCAGGGGAGGUGAAAGGGGUUCUCCAGUAAGAUGUUGGACUCUUGCAUCUUGGGAAGGAGGGUGUUUCUGGGGGUGUACGGCGCUCAAGAUCAGAAAAUUACACAGGUGAGCCAAGGGCUGCGCUCGGUCCAGGACCCUUAUCUGUGAUCAGUCAAGCGUAAGAGGACCUCUUGUUAGAGCAGCCGCUGCCAUUGGAGCCUCUUUGGGGGGCAACUGCUGCCAUGGG
This is a messenger RNA of Rana temporaria (common frog), 1071 nucleotides long. RefSeq names its product protein Smaug homolog 1-like. The transcript is spliced from 4 exons. Gene Ontology annotation, biological process: nuclear-transcribed mRNA poly(A) tail shortening. The annotation marks the transcript as partial. The record is from RefSeq and is a predicted model, not a curated record. Gene Ontology annotation, cellular component: P-body. NCBI's taxonomy places the organism in Eukaryota, Metazoa, Chordata, Amphibia, Anura, Ranidae. Gene Ontology annotation, molecular function: mRNA binding; translation repressor activity.